AUGAAUUUUGAUUUGCCUUUUGAGCAAGUGCUAGGCGAUUCUGAACUCAGUAUCCUUGACAAGUCUUCAGACGAGACACGUGUCUCCUCGACACGUCCUGAGGGGCGGUCGUCAUCAGAGGGAUACUCGUUUUCUUCUCCGGAGUUCAUGGAAGGUGAUAAUGAUGCCUUAAUGCAUGAGUUUUUUAACUUUGACGAAACUGUCGACAGUAACGUUCCAAGUUUCAUAAAACCUCCGUCAGUUUUUCAAGUUUCUUCUCCUUAUUCUUUGCAUACACGUGAUGAAAGUGAAGUUCAGUUCCGCGGGCUGGAUGAUUCUUUCAAAAUUCUAAAGCAGCCAGGCGUUGAUAUGAUUUACGAGAAUAACAUUUUACCUGGAGGACAAAACCUUAAGCAAACCACUUUAAAUCCAUCGCACAUGAACUUGAACAAUGGCUCGCUAAAAGAUGGCACAACUCUUGGGCCAGCGGUCAAGUCUGAGUACUCUCCGGUGAGCGCUGCUCUUUCAAGCACUCUGCUGUCACCUACUAGAAACAUAGGGGAAACUACUGACCCUGUUUCUCUUACACACGAGGUUCCCGUCUCGUCAGUCCCAUUGCAACUCCCCCCUCAAAGCAACCUUAGUUUUUCGGUGGACCAUUUACCAGCCCAGAACGAGCAAAAAUGGCGUUCUCGAGUUGAAACGAACAUGCUUUUUGAGCUUCGGGUCAAUACGUUAAACGGUCCAGUUAGUUUUGACUACAUCCGUCUUCCUUCUUGGGCUCAUCGUGAAGACAAGAAGCGAGCUUUUAAGCUGCAACUUCAGGUUAAGCCGGAUUCUUAUUUACAGCUUGUACCCACUGUCAUGGUCGCUGACAGAAAAGCCGUUGUUCAAACAUGUUGCACCCGUUGUUUGCUUCGUGAAAGAAAGCGUAAUGCUCGUUCCCAACCAGAUAAGGAGAAGACGAUGCAAGCUUACAACAAAUUGAAAGCGAAAGAACGGAUGUUGACCGAUGCUCCUCAAGAGGUUAAGCGUCAACUACAAAUGGAUAUGCUAAAUCUGUUCCCACCUCUUGAUGAUAUUGAUGAGGACAGAAUGAUUAUGGUGUUCACUGGUCCUGAAUACGUACCACUAAGUCCUGUUGGUGCUAAUUCAAAGAUGGCACAGAUUUAUGCACGUGUUACCUGUUAUUCAUCACAUCAAAGUUGUCCUUACUUUAAUAUUUACUGGGGUUUGUACGACUGUAAUGAUAAUCUGGUUGGUCAUGUUCUUUUCCCGGAGCCGGUGACCGUGUUAGAUGAUCAUAAGAGCCGCCUUCAAGUUCGUGGUGAUAAGCAUCAAACGCCGACAAACAACGCUCGUGUUUCUGAUGCAAACUCUAAGUCAAUUAAACAACAAAAUGUAUUCCCGGAUUAUGCUCAGAUGGCUCCUACAGAUUUUGACCAAUUCAGUGGUUCUUACUAUCCAGAAAAGCGCCGCCGUGGUUAUGUUGAAAGCAAUGUACCAAUGAGUGCCACCUGCAUCCCAGCGACCACGAACCCUGGUUUAAUAUCUAGUCGAAGUUCAUCUACUAUGUCCAAUAUGUCUUUGAAUCCAAGUCUUUCUGCUGCGCCGUUUCAGCAGCAUUUGCAUCAUAUAUCCAGUGAUCGUGACGAGCACCGACCAUACAACAACCAUCACACUGUUGUAAUUACUGGAAAUCGUAACUCGGUCAAUGUACCCUCUGACCAGGCGUUGCUUAACGAAGCUAAGGCACCUUUUUACACAGACUCAAAAUUACAAACGCCUGUCUCACAAAAUGCUAUUCGUGAUGGACUUGAUCCGCAACUAAAGAUGGCACCGUCAAUGGGUUCUGUGGGCCCUAUUUUGCCUGAGAUGAACUCGACGUAUCAAGCCCUUAAUCAGCAAACACAAGGAGCUUCCCCUCCUCCUAUUAUUUCAAGAAUUAUUCCUAACCGUGGUUCUAUCUUAGGUGGUUACGAGGUUACUGUUCUUGGUGCAAAUUUCGCCAAUGGAUUAGUGUGUGUUUUUGGAAAUACCCCAGCAACAUCUACCUACUCUUGGAGUGAUUCGACUAUUGUUGCUACUUGCCCUCCGGCUUCGGUUCCUGGGCCUGUUAAAGUGUCUUUCCAAAAUGACACGCUGCAAGAUACAAAUCAAAACGAUGUUAUUUUCACAUAUGAUGAUGAUCUCGACCAUGAAUUAUACAAACUUACUCUACAGGUAAUUGGUCUGAAGCUUACGGGUUCUAUUCAAAAUCCCUUAACUUUGUCAAAGAGGCUGUUGCGUUCUUGGCGUGAUGAAUUUGCUGGCUUUAUCAGUAAUUCUUUGCAUGGCACGCAGAAUACAACUCAUAGUGUGGCUCAAGAUUCCGAUGAUUCUUCCUCCUCUAAGGUCGCUAUUCGGAAAAUGCUAAAGAGUCAUAAGCUGCCAUAUUCUGAUGACUUGGAGGGAACGGUCUUCUCAUCCUUGAACAUUACAUAUGAGACUGAGGGUUUAAGUGCGUCUGAACUCUCUGCUGAAAAUGAGUUGGGUCGAAGUUUACUACAUAUGUCUUCCGCAAGGGGCUUAACGAAAGUUGUUUUCUUCUUGUUGACUCACGGUGUGGAUGUGAACAAGGGUGACUCAUUGGGCUACACACCUCUUCAUUACAGUGUACUGUUCAACAAUCCCGAAGUUACAACCAUUCUGCUGGAGCACGAUGCCGAUGCGGACUUGCUGACCAAUAAUGGCUUUAGUGCUUUGGAACUGGCGAAUGCUUCGACAAAGAAGAUUUUCCUUGAUCUGUUUGAAUCUAUCGAAAAGUCAACUUUCAUUGACGCUUCUGCGGGCGCUGAUAAGUUGAAGUCCGAGGCACUAUGUGACAGUCGGGACUCAGAAAAUACUGCUUUCACGUCUGCUACCGAAGCACAACCGGACGCUUCUCUUAAAAGUCGAGAGAUGCCCAAGGCGUUUGGCUUCCUUCCGUACGAUCCCGAGACCGUGUCUCAACUGAAGGAUGUACCUGCAAUGAUGCACAAGGCUUUUAUUUCGAAGCUGAAGAGCAUCUCACUUAUUCCGGAUGAGGACCCUCCUCCGUAUUCAGAGUCUGUAGCGAAGAGCGAAGGAGCUUCUGGAAGUUCCACUGAUUCUGCUGCACAGAGCAAGACACACGAUACGAGUAGCGUGUGGUGGUCUUUGAAGUGGCAAUCCCGGUUAGUUGGUCGGGGUAAAAUGUCCGCGUUGACUCCAGAUGAAGAGCAAGUUGUUCGUGAGCAAGCAAAGAAAUUGAAGAAGGGAGUUAAGCAACAGUGA
Molecule: messenger RNA, 3273 nt
Organism: Schizosaccharomyces japonicus yFS275
Lineage: Eukaryota; Fungi; Ascomycota; Schizosaccharomycetes; Schizosaccharomycetales; Schizosaccharomycetaceae
Product: IPT/TIG ankyrin repeat protein
Exons: 2
Coding region: 1-3273 (1090 amino acids)
Biological process (GO): positive regulation of transcription by RNA polymerase II
Source: RefSeq, a predicted model, not a curated record